AUGGGACGGUCAAGGAAAGGUUUCAACUGGAAAGCCAGACAGAGUGGGGAAACAGAAAGUUCUACAUUCCCUGAAAAGCCUAAAGAAGAUGGGGCAUCUACAGAAAUCGGAGAAAAAUAUGGGCCAAUUGAUGGCGAUACAAAUUCGUUUGUUGUCGCUCAAAAGAAAGACAAAUUGUCCAAAAGAGUUGAUCAGGGUAAAGUGAUAAAGAAGCUAUCCAAGCGCCAAAGGAAGAGACUCGAAAAGAUUGUUGAAAAGAAGCAAAAGAAAGCCAAAAGAAGUGAUUUGUUUAAGGAACUUGAACAAUAUGCAGUGAGCGAUAGGGAGCUCGCAUUGAUGAGUUCGUCCACAAGUAUUGGGCAGUUAGAUCGUAAGAGGAAAUUCACUGAAAGUGAAGGGGUUCCUAUAAACCAACAUGCAAUUCAAAGUCAAAUUAUAUCAAGUGAUAAGAAGGGGAGAAAAAAAGCUAAAAAAGUAAGACUGAUUAAGAAAGCUUGUCAACCAGUCCCAGGGAAUUUGUCCAAUGAUAAUGCAGGAACUGAAUCAGGUGAGUCCAAUGAUGAUGAUGAUGAUGGUGAUGAUGAUGAUGAUGAUGAUGAUGAUGAUGAUGAUGAUGGGGUGGAGGAGGAGGAGGAUGAAAUCAGUGACAAAGUCAAUUAUGAUUCUGUAAAUAAUGGGACAGUAAAUCUGCAAGCUACAAAAGCAAAGGAUAUUGAGAAAUCUCCUGAAAGAAAUCCUCAAACAGUGUCAAAUUCAUACAGUGAUCAAGGCAUAGAAUGCAAAAUUAAAACCACUACUAUUUCAGCAAACAAACCUAAGGCAGAGCCUGCAACUUUUAUAGAGGUGGAACGAGAACCUGAGAUUCAGGCAGCCAGACUUCAGCUCCCUAUACUAGCAGAAGAACAGGCCAUAAUGGAAGCAAUCAGUGAAAACAAUGUUGUUAUUCUAUGCGGAGAAACGGGUAGCGGGAAAACAACACAAGUUCCUCAAUUCCUUUAUGAAGCUGGUUAUACAAAAAGAGGAUUAAUAGGUAUAACAGAGCCUCGGAGAGUGGCGGCAGUGAGCAUGUCCCAGAGGGUUGCCAAGGAAAUGUCUAUGCCAACAAGCAAAGUGUCUUACCAGAUCCGUUAUCAGGGCAACACCUCUGAUGAGACAGUCAUUAAGUUCAUGACAGAUGGUGUCAUGUUGAAGGAAGUUGAAAAAGACUUUCUUUUGAGCAAGUAUUCAGUGGUUGUUAUUGAUGAGGCUCAUGAACGGAGUGUGUACACUGAUAUCUUGAUUGGCUUACUCUCACGGAUUGUACCUCUGAGGGCUAAACAAGGAAACAAACUUAAGCUUGUUAUAAUGUCUGCGACUCUGAGAGUAGAAGACUUCACUAGCAACACCAAGCUGUUUCCAGAUCCUCCAAUAACCAUAAAGGUUGACUCGCGCCAGUUUCCUGUUACUGUGCAUUUUAGCAAAAGAACUCCUGAUGAUUACAUACAGGAGGCUUUUCGCAAGGUUUGCAAAAUCCAUCGCACACUACCGUCAGGGGGCAUUCUGUUGUUUGUUACUGGCCAAAAUGAGAUCCAUGGUCUCUGCAGAAAACUCAGGAAGACCUUCCCAUUUAAGAAAACCAGUACUGGUGUUACUGAUGGUGGCUGUGACAUCGAUUUAGCCGAGUUCCCUACUAAGCCUGUGGCAGAAGACCGUGAAGCUGAAGAUGAAGAUUUAGGGGAACAUGAUGCCAAUGCUGCUGACUAUGAUGAUGAUGACUCUGCUUUUACACCAAGUGUGGAUUCAAGUCUUCCUAUGUAUGUGCUCCCCCUUUAUUCACUUCUGUCUAGCAAGGAGCAAGCUAAAGUCUUCCAACAGUCCCCAGGGGGUGCCCGCUUGUGUGUGGUAGCCACAAAUGUUGCUGAGACGUCAUUGACGAUUCCUAACAUCAAGUAUGUAGUUGAUACAGGGAUGGUGAAGAGGCGCUAUUAUGAUAAGGUUACUGGAGUUUCCUCCUUUAGAAUAACAUGGACUUCCAAGGCCUCAGCUAACCAAAGGGCAGGGCGCGCUGGGCGAGUUGAGCCUGGCCACUGCUAUCGCCUGUAUUCGUCUGCCGUGUUCACUAAUGAGUUUGUGGAGUAUUCUGAAGCAGAUAUUGUCAGGUGCCCAGUUGAUGACUUGGUUCUUCAAAUGAAGAGCAUGAACAUUGACAAAGUGGUGAACUUUCCUUUUCCAACUCCACCCAGUAGUUCUGCUCUGGAAACAGCAGAGAAGCUACUUCUUGACCUUGGAGCCUUGGAGGAGAGAAAGACAGUUAAAGGUAACAUCAGUGCUGUCAUCUCACCUCUCGGCAGCGCAAUGGCCAAGUUCCCAGUUUUACCCCGUUAUGCUAAAAUGCUCUGCCUAGGUCACCAAGAGAGUUGUAUGGAGUUCAUCAUCGCCAUAAUUGCGGCUCUGACGGUGAAGGAGAUAUUUGUGGAUGACAUCAAAGAGGCUGGUUUCAGUGGCAACAAGGAAGAGCUUCAGAAACAUCAUGUGAGGAUCACUAAAUUGAGACGUAGCUGGGCAGGUUUUGGUGAAUCCCAAAAGCUUGGUGAUAUCAUGGUAUUGUUAAGGGCUGUGGGGGCCUCAGAGUAUGCUGGAUGCACUGAGAAGUUCUGCUGUGAAAAUGGGCUACGCCACAAAGGCAUGCUUGAGAUACGCAAGCUUCGCACGCAGUUGACAAACACUGUCAACCUUGUUUGCCCAGAGGCUCAAGUAGCACUUAAUCCCAAAAUGGCCCCCCCAACUGCCAAGCAGUGCGAAGCAAUCAGGCAGAUAUGUCUGUCCUGCCUAGGAGAUCAUGUUGCUCGUCGAAUACCUGCUGAAGAGCUUACGGAUCCCAAACACAAGAACGCCUACAUCUGCACAGCAGUAGAGGAGCCUGUUUUUAUUCAUCCCAAAUCAGCAUUGUUCAGUGUUCUGCCUCAGUAUGUUGUCUACCAAGAGGUCGUGGAAACAAGCAAACUCUUUCUGAAAGGAGUGACUACAAUUGAGGUAGAGUGGCUACCUGUGCUAGUUCCAAACCAAUGUGCAUUUUCCAAGCCUGCAGAACAGCCCCCGCCUCGGUUUGAUGUCGAGGCUGGCCUUGUCAGGUGCCACAUGUCGUGUGCGUUUGGAGUGCGUUCAUGGCAAGUCCCAGUGCAAGAGUUGGACUUUCCACCAGGGCUGGAGAGGUACAAAUGGUUUGCACGCUUUUUGUUAGAAGGACAAGUAGUCCCUCGUCUUCAGAAGUUCACACCUCUUCUUCUCAGCUCCCCUAAUACGAUGGUUAAGUCAUGGGCGAAGCUCCACCCUCGAACUGAGAUGCUGUUGAGUGAGCUUGUCAGUGAGCAGGUAGACUCCAAGGCGGCCCUUGAACGAGCCUGGAGGAAGGACAAGCGGUACUUGCUCACUGCGUAUUGCCAGUGGCUUCCACAAAGCAAACACAAGCAGCUUGGGGCGAAAUGGCCACCGAUGGAAGUCUCACCUGACACUAGAAAUUUGAAAAUUUAGAGAAUUCCUAAACAAUAAUUUAAAGGGAUUUUUAUUUGUUCUCAUUUAUACUAGUUGUUAGCUAUCAGGCUUUUACGAAUACGUUGAUUAAAUGUAAAAUCGAUAGUAACAAUAAUAACAUCAAUAAUAACAUCUUA
This is a messenger RNA of Nematostella vectensis (starlet sea anemone), 3647 nucleotides long. Its product is annotated as probable ATP-dependent RNA helicase DHX37. Gene Ontology annotation, biological process: maturation of SSU-rRNA from tricistronic rRNA transcript (SSU-rRNA, 5.8S rRNA, LSU-rRNA). The record is from RefSeq and is a predicted model, not a curated record. Gene Ontology annotation, molecular function: RNA binding; ATP binding; ATP hydrolysis activity. Gene Ontology annotation, cellular component: nucleolus; intracellular anatomical structure. The transcript has 2 exons. NCBI's taxonomy places the organism in Eukaryota, Metazoa, Cnidaria, Anthozoa, Actiniaria, Edwardsiidae. The coding region runs from base 1 to 3510 and encodes 1169 amino acids.